Tupaia belangeri chinensis (Chinese tree shrew) is the source of this 2253-nucleotide messenger RNA. It is a transcript of the gene RAB19, whose product is annotated as RAB19, member RAS oncogene family. Bases 771 to 1424 code for a protein of 217 amino acids. Gene Ontology annotation, molecular function: GTPase activity; GTP binding. Lineage: Eukaryota; Metazoa; Chordata; Mammalia; Scandentia; Tupaiidae. The record is from RefSeq and is a predicted model, not a curated record. The transcript has 4 exons.
CAUAACCAUUGCACCAUCUGCUGGUCCCCACCCCUGUGUUUUUCAAACUGCCAGAUCUGGGAUUUGAACUCAAUUAGCAACAUGGGAUCCUGUUUACAUAUACACUAGACCAUGGCUGGCCCAAUAUGUCCCAUAACAUUCUUUAUUUAAGUUUUAUUCGUUGUCAUUAUUUGUCUAUUGUGUUUGUUUGUUUGUUUUUGUUUUUUGGGAAGUUGACCAGAGAGAGACAAUGAGAGAAACAGAAAGUGAGAAAGCAAGCUGCCAGGCCGGGGACUUGAAUCGUGGUCAGCCAUGUGGGAGUCCAGUUGCCUUAACUACCAUGCCACCUGUUAGCCCCAAUAUACCAUAACAUUCUAACCACAGUUUUAGUUUUGAAUAGUCACAAAAUUCUAAUUCCCUGGUCAAUAAAGAUUAGGCGCCAGUCAGAAGAAAAAAAUGGCCAUAUCCCUUUUCUCUAAACUGACUUCCCAGUCAAAUCUUGUCAGUCUUUGUUGCUGGUGGUCAGUCUUCUGAGAGCUGGGAACCUUCCUCCCCAUAUAACAUCCCUUGCAGCUGACUGAUGGCAAGUGAGUCGCUGCCGUGGGCAUUUCCUCUGCCACUCACCUGCUCUUGAGCACUGUGACAGAGCGAAGGACACCUGGUCCCAGGACUAGGAGUUCAUCGAAGCUGUGACCUGAGAGUGUGGACUGUCUUCUGGCCUACCAGAGAAUGGCAGUAGAGACUCUUCACCCUGAGAGUGUUCCCAAGGUCUGUUCUAGGUGGCAAGAGCUAUGCAGCUCUCCAGCUCAGCCAGGGCAGCAGACGAGAACUUCGAUUAUUUGUUCAAGAUUAUCCUCAUCGGUGAUUCCAACGUGGGGAAGACGUGUGUGGUGCAGCAUUUCAAGUCUGGGGUCUACACCGAGACGCAGCAGAAUACCAUCGGGGUGGACUUCACUGUGCGCUCCCUCGAGAUCAGUGGCAAGAGAGUCAAGAUGCAGGUGUGGGACACCGCUGGCCAGGAGCGCUUCCGCACCAUCACCCAGAGCUACUACCGCAGUGCGCACGCAGCCAUCAUAGCCUACGACCUGACCCGGCACUCCACGUUCGAAUCGGUCCCUCACUGGAUUCACGAGAUAGAGAAAUACGGCGCGGCUAACUUGGUCAUCAUGCUGAUCGGAAACAAGUGCGACCUGUGGGAGAAGCGGCACGUCCUGUUCGAGGACGCCUGCACGCUGGCCGAGAAGCACGGCCUCCUCGCUGUGGUGGAGACGUCUGCCAAGGAGUCCAGGAACAUCGACGAAGUCUUCGUGCUCAUGGCCAAGGAGCUGAUCGCCCGCAACAGCCUGCACCUGUAUGGAGAGAGCGCCCCGCUUGGGCCGCCCCUGGACUCCACGCCGGUGCUCACGGCCCAGGGGCCACGUGGGAAGGCCCACUGCGCCUGCUGAGUGUGUUGGCCAGGCCAGUCACGGCCACCAAAGAGGCCGUCUCUAAAACCAAAGGUAGCCAGGUAGCCUAGUGUCUCCUGAGUGGCAUUUCAGACCCCAAUGUAGACUUGUGCUCAUCCCUAAUCCUCCCAGCCUGAACAUGUGGCAUCUUGCCUUAGUCACACCGUAGGUCAUAGCCGUGACUCCGAGGAACAGGGACGCCACGGUGUCCCUCGAUUCCUAGUGAAACCAGGCAUGGAGAUAGGAUGGGAUUGCCCUUCCGCCUACCUUUUCUGUCUCCCCAACACUUGGACUGCUCCCUUGAAGAAGGUUGUGCAGGAAGGAAGGAGAGGAACAUGAAGAUGAAGGAGAGGAUUUCUGGAACAUCCUGGACAACCUGCUGCAGCUCAGGUGGGGAGGGCGGGAACAAAGACUGUGAUGAGAGACCACGCGUUGUCAUUGUGUUUCCCACACUCACACCUCCGAUCGUGGCCACCCUUCUGGUUGUCGCUCCCAGGAGCAAAGCCUUUGCUGUGAAUACCAGAAGUGCCAUCUUUCAGAUGUCCGGGAGUCAUCUGAGGGAUUCGUGUUAGCCAAGUUGGGCUGAUUCAGUGGCCCUUCUGGGAUAUGGGAGAUGUCUUACAGUUCCUGUCUAAGACAUCAGGUCACCUGCUGGGUAAGAAGACAUUUCUGGGCCAGGGAGUGGCGUGGUAGUAGUGCAGCUAGACCCAUGUGAGAAGAUCCUGUGUUCACAUCUCAGAACCUCCCUGUGGACACUGGGCACACGUACACCAACCUGUGAGCCGGGAUGGCUGGAGCUGGGGGUGGAUCAUGACAAGGGAACCAUGUC